AUGGCAGCGGCAAAAGCACGGGCUAGAGCUGAAGCUGAGUGUACACGGGCAUAUUAUGUCAAGAAAGAAACUGAAUUGAAAAUUGAGAAAGUUCGUAUGGAAGGCAGUCUUACCGCUUUAGAACAUGAAAAGGAGGCUGCUGCCGCUAUGGCUGAGGUGAGAAUAUUAGAAGAGGCUAUAGAGAGCAUGGAGGGAGGCAGUUGUCAUUCAGGCAGCCAAAUAGUACCUCCCAUAGAUCCUGCGCAGCGCACCAGUGAUUAUGUGGAGCAUCACUCAAGCCACUCUAAUGUAGCUUCUAACGCGGAAGCAAGUUUAGCUACCCCACAUGUUGAAUUUGUAAACCGUUAUGAGAAAGAAAACAGGCCGUUAACGGAAAGCUCUCCAGGGCAUGCUCCACCUGACUGUGAUAAAAUAGUCAGUGAUUCUGUCUCGAUGCCUAACACUGUCAAGAUUGAAAAAUCUCAGUCUGCCACAUACAGCCCAAUUAAUUACUGGCCCCUUGCACAGACUUACAAUGCCAGUACUCCCGUUCACUCACCUUUUCGAGAAGAAGCUGAAUUGAGUGAUUUGGCAAGGUUUCUUGCCCGUCGUGAACUCAUUAAUGCAGGACUCACAAAAUUCGACGACCACCCAGAGAACUACUGGGCUUGGAAGUCGUCCUUUUUAAGUGCUAUCAGCAGGCUCAAACUUACUUCCAGCGAACAGCUGGAUCUAAUGAUUAAGUGGCUGGGUAGUAAAUCAGCAGAAUACGUGAGACGCAUCAGGUCCGUGAAUAUAAGGUAUCCUGAUGUCGGGCUUAAGAUGGCUUGGGACCGUCUAGAAGAGAUGUAUGGAUCCCCAGAGGCGGUGGAGAAAGCACUUUUUGACAAGAUAGAAAAAUUCCCAAAAAUCAGUAAACAAGAUCCUCUGAAAUUACAAGAGCUCGGAGAUCUGCUAUGCGAGAUUCAGUCAGCUAAAGCUGAAGGGUAUCUAUUAGGCCUUUCUUACCUGGACACUUCCAGAGGAGUCAGUCCUAUUGUGGAGAAGCUGCCUUACCACCUGCAAGAAAAAUGGAUAUAUCAAGGUUCUGAGUACAAAAGAAAGUACAACGUUACUUUUCCACCAUUCUCAUUUCUUACUGACUUUGUCUGCCAGGAAGCACGUGCUCGAAAUGACCCAAGCUUUAGUAUCGGUACAUUCAACCCAAACCAGAGUAAAGCAGAAUCUUUGGUUAAAGGGCAAAUGCAAAGAAGGAUUGCUGUGUCUACCCAUAAGACAGGUGUGGCAUCUUCAGCUGGAUUUUUUCCUACAAGAAGUUGGGGAAAUGAACCUAUUGAUGUGGAAAAGCAUUGUCCUAUACACAAAAACAAACCUCAUCCUCUGAGACGUUGCCGUGGGUUCAGAGCGAAGACCCUAGAAGAGAGGCAAACAUUGCUUAGAGAAAACGGUGUGUGCUAUAGGUGCUGUGCUUCCAUCCUUCACUUGACGAAGAACUGCAAAGCAGUAAUUAAAUGCAAUGAAUGUGAGAGUGACAGGCAUGUGUCCGCACUUCAUCCUGGUCCUCCUCCAUGGGCCACUAAAGACCCCUUAUCAGAUCAUGGCGGGGAGGAGGAUAAAGGCGCUUCUGUAGAUGUCACUUCACAAUGCACAGAGAUUUGUGGGGGCAGUUCAAUACCCAAAUCAUGUUCUAAAAUAUGUCUGAUAAAAGUACAUCCCGAGGGCUCUCCGGAGACUACAGUAAAGAUGUAUGCGGUGCUCGACGAGCAAAGUAACAGAUCUCUCGCAAGGUCAGAGUUUUUCGACAUAUUUAAAGUAAAAGGAACAGAGCAUCCAUACACUCUUCGAACCUGUGCUGGAGUGACGGAAACUUCUGGAAGAAGAGCCACUGGGUUCCAAGCCGUAUCUAUGGAUGGAAAGGUACGCGUGUCACUCCCAACACUUAUCGAGUGUAAUAACAUGCCUGAUGACCAUUCUGAGAUUCCAUCUCCCGCCUUUGCACGUCGGUUUCCCCAUCUGAAGUCGAUAGCACAUGAAAUACCUGAGAUUGAUCCAGGUGCGCAAAUAUUGCUACUCUUAGGGAGAGACAUUAUUCAAGUCCAUAAAGCAAGAAAACAGCUCAACGGUCCGAACCAGGCACCAUUCGCCCAAAAACUUGAUUUCGGUUGGGUGAUAGUUGGAAAUGUUUGCUUGGGGUCAGCACACAGACCUAGCAAAGUUGAUGUGUUCCGCACAAACAUACUUAACAAUGGACGCCCAAGCCUUUGUGAGCCAUGUCCUAAUCAAAUACAAGUGAAAGAGAAGCUAAGUAUCAAAGAUCAUGCCGUCUCUUCUCAAGGUUGUCACCUUUAUUCGAUCACUCAGUCCUUGCUGGGAAAGGACAUUUUCAAACUGACACAAGAGGAUGAAAAGAUAGCCCCUUCAAUUGAAGAUCUAGCAUUCAUGGAACUGAUGGACAAGGAAAUGUUCAUGGAUAGCUCUAACAGCUGGGUGGCACCUCUUCCUUUUAGAAAUCCACGCCAGCGGCUGGCCAACAAUAGAGAGCAGAGUAUGAAACGUCUCCUGUCGCUCCGUCAGACAUUGAAGAGAAAGCCUCUGAUGCAGGAGCAUUUUGUUACGUUCAUGCAAAGGAUUUUUGAUGCAGGUCAUGCAGAAUUAGCUCCACCUGUAAAGGAGAAUGAGGAAGUUUGGUACCUGCCUAUUUUCGGUGUCUAUCACCCUCGCAAGCCGGGACAGAUCAGAGUCGUUUUCGACUCUAGCGCCCAGUAUAAAGGCCUUUCACUGAAUCAAGUGCUUCUCUCGGGACCCGACCUGAAUAAUUCCUUGCUGGGAGUCUUGUUGCGUUUUCGAAAAGAGGCGGUGGCAUUUACUGCUGACAUCGAGCAGAUGUUCCAUAGCUUUGUGGUGAGAGCAGAUCAUCGCAAUUAUCUCCGCUUCCUAUGGUUUGAGGAUAAUGAUCCCUCUAAGGAUGUCAAGGAAUAUAGGAUGAAGGUCCAUGUUUUCGGGAAUAGUCCCUCUCCUGCGGUAGCAAUCUAUGGACUUCAUCGUGCAGCUCAACAUGGUGAACUUGAGUUUGGGAAAGAUGCAAGAGCCUUCGUGGAGCAUGACUUCUACGUGGAUGAUGGCCUAAAAUCAGUGCCUACAGCUGAGGAAGCGGUUGAUCUGUUGAAAAGAACUCAGGAGAUGUUAGCAAGCUCCAACCUGAGGCUUCAUAAGAUAGCAACCAACAGUCCUGCUGUAAUGAAGGCCUUUCCUGCGGAGGAUCAUGUAAAAGACCUCAAGGAUGUGGAUUUGGAAAAGGAUACUCCACCCAUUCAGAGAAGCCUUGGUCUGAGCUGGAAUCUUAAAGACGACACUUUCACUUUCCGCGUUGAUUCAGAAAAGAAGCCUUUCACACGUAGAGGUGUCUUGGCUACAGUCAACAGCGUGUUUGACCCUCUUGGGCUGGCAGCACCUGUUACUAUCCAAGGAAAGUUCCUUCUUCGUGAUCUGACAAUUGACACCAAAGAUUGGGAUGCUCCUCUACCAACAGACAGGGAAGCUGUAUGGGAAGCUUGGAAACACUCUUUGCAGGAGCUAGCACAGUUUGAAAUUCCCAGAGUGUACUCGACGGUUACUCUGUCCUUGGCACAAAGGACAGAAAUUCAUGUUUUUUCGGAUGCUUCCACACAGGCAAUUGCAGCAGUAGCCUACCUGAGAGUUAUAGAUGGAGAUGGCUCAUGUGAUGUAGGGUUUGUCUUAGGCAAGGCUAAGCUUGCCCCGCUGUCUGCUCACACCAUACCUAGACUAGAGCUGGGAGCAGCAGUCCUGGCUGUAGAAGUGGCAGAACUCCUUCAAAACGAGUUGGAUAUCACUGUAAACGCUGUAGAAUUCUACACCGACAGCAAAGUGGUGUUGGGGUAUAUUCAUAACGAAACCAGGCGGUUUUAUGUAUACGUGAGUAACAGAGUUCAGCGGAUCAGGAAAUCAACAAGGCCGGAACAGUGGCAUUAUGUUCCCACAAGUCAAAACCCUGCCGAUCAUGCCACACGUUCAAUAUCUGCUUCAGACUUGAAAGACUCCACAUGGAUUUCUGGGCCUGCUUUUCUUUCUCAUUAUGAAUCAGGAUGCAUUGAAGAUAAUCAGUCAUACAUCCUAAUUAACCCUGAUUCAGAUGUGGAAGUACGUUCUAACCAUACUGAUCUGACAAUCAAUGACUUUCCUGUUCGCCUUGGCUCACAUCGCUUUGAGCGCUUUUCGACUUGGAAAUGUCUCAGGCGAACUAUAUCCAACCUUAUCCACAUCAUACAUUCAUUCAAACUCAAAACUGGAGUAGAGAGUGCCUGUAAAAAAUGGCAUCUUUGCGACAAAACACUCACAGAAGAACUUUCACAUGCAGAAGUUGUGAUUGUACAAUGUGUCCAACGAGAAAGCUACCCUGUUGAGUUUGCUUGUCUCUCUGUAGGGAAGGAUAUCCCAAAAACGAGUGGAUUGAAAACUCUGAACCCCUUCAUUGACCAGGAUGGGCUUCUGAGGAUAGGUGGCAGACUCAAGCAUGCUCUUAUUGAGCAAAGAGAAAAGCAUCCAAUUAUCAUUCCUGGCAAAAGUCACAUAGCCCUUCUGUUAACGAGACACUUUCAUGAACGGGUCAGACACCAAGGACGCCUGUUUACAGAGGGUGCUAUAAGGAAUGCAGGAUUCUGGAUCACUGGGGCAAAGAAGCGCAUCCAGAGUGUGAUUCAUAAAUGCAUCAUCUGUCAGAAACUUAGAGGAAGACCUGUAGAACAAAAGAUGGCAGAUCUUCCUUCUGAUCGGCUUGCCACUGAUCCACCCUUCACUUAUGUCGGCCUUGACGUCUUUGGGCCCUGGAUGGUUGCCUCUCACCGCACACGAGGGGGUCUGGCAAACAGCAAAAGAUGGGUGCUCAUUUUUACCUGUUUGAGCAUUCGAGCAGUGCACUUUGAGUUGAUCGACUCUCUUGAUGCCUCCACCUUUAUCAAUGCCCUCCGACGCUUUUUUGCAAUAAGAGGUCCAGUGAAACAAAUCAGAUCGGACUGUGGCACAAAUUUUAAGGGUGCUUGUAAGGAGCUGGGAACGCUCACAGAGGAGCCUAAACUCAAGAACUACUUGAGUGAGGAAGGAUGUCUUUGGAUCUUUAAUCCUCCUCAUGCAUCCCAUAUGGGGGGAGCUUGGGAGCGACUGAUCGGGGUUGCACGUCGCAUACUAGAUUCCAUGCUGCUUCAGAACAGUCACUCUCAUCUCACUCAUGAUAUGUUAGCUACAUUCUUGGCAGAAGUUUCUGCAAUUAUGAACGCUAGACCUCUUGCGCCUAUCUCAAGUGACCCAAACGCACCCGAACUGUUGACUCCAGCUACCCUUUUGACUCAAAAAGUUGGUGUGCUCUCUCCUCCUCCAGGGGACUUUGAAAAGGAUCUUUGCCGCCAGAAAUGGAAACAAGUUCAACAAUUUGCUGACACAUUCUGGGAAAGGUGGCGACAUGAGUACCUGUUUAAUCUACAGAGUCGUCGCAAAUGGCAUACCAAUCGACCUAAUAUCAAGGAAGGAGAUGUAGUUCUAAUGAGGGAAGCUCAAGUCAAGAGAAAUGACUGGCUGAUAGCUCUUGUGACUAGGGUAUUCCCAGGCAGUGACGAAAAGGUCAGGAAGAUUGAGAUCAAGGUCACUAAGGAUGGGAAUUGUAGGACAUAUCUGAGACCUGUGUCCCAAGUGAUUCUUCUUCUGUCACCAGAAGUACAGAAGGACUAAUAUUCUAAAGGACUGUAAUACUGGUGAUAGUGGUAUUUCUAAAAUACCAGACGGGGAGUGUUCUGACUAUUUAAGUAGUCAUUUAAUUUUGAAUUAAUUUCAUUGGUUAAGAUGCAUCAUGUGAUUUAGGUCAGAGGUCAUGGCAGCCAUCUUAGAUUUCUCCUCACAGCAGCAGUGAUGCAGCAGUAGAUGUCUCCCUGAUAAAAGCUAUAUUUCUGUUAUUUUGUGCCAGAGGCCAUCGUCUUUUCACAAAAUACGAUGUUGUGCAACUGAAGAUUUCAAGUAAAACACUGGAAAAGAUCUCCUUCAGUUUCGACUUUUUCUUCAGCCUUCAUCCUGUUUAGCUAUCUGUCAAGGAGGAAGUAGAUGUUUGGUGUGGAUCACAGUGAGUCUCGGGCUCAUUUGUGUUCUUCUGCUGGUCUUCAUCAUACUGCAGCACAACACCAUCACAGCAGAGGAGAGACCUGAUAAAGAGUUACAAGAACACA
This is a messenger RNA of Labeo rohita (rohu), 6206 nucleotides long. RefSeq lists its product as uncharacterized. Gene Ontology annotation, molecular function: nucleic acid binding. NCBI's taxonomy places the organism in Eukaryota, Metazoa, Chordata, Actinopteri, Cypriniformes, Cyprinidae. The transcript is spliced from 3 exons. Bases 1 to 5718 code for a protein of 1905 amino acids. The record is from RefSeq and is a predicted model, not a curated record. Gene Ontology annotation, biological process: DNA integration.